Tripterygium wilfordii is the source of this 1182-nucleotide messenger RNA. Its product is annotated as tropinone reductase homolog At2g29340-like. The record is from RefSeq and is a predicted model, not a curated record. NCBI's taxonomy places the organism in Eukaryota, Viridiplantae, Streptophyta, Magnoliopsida, Celastrales, Celastraceae. The transcript is spliced from 5 exons. Gene Ontology annotation, molecular function: oxidoreductase activity. Bases 108 to 902 code for a protein of 264 amino acids.
GCUUAAUCGUCAAAGAAAAGUCAAGGCGCGAUGGUUUUUCUUCUCUAUGAUCUGCUCCGUCUUGAAUCAUUUUGGAGCGAGCAAUCGAGGCAAACUCAGAGAGAGAAAUGGCCGGAAAUAGCGUCGAUCGUAGAUGGUCUCUUCAAGGAAUGACUGCUCUUGUCACCGGUGGUAGCAGUGGAAUCGGGCUUGCAGUAGUGGAGGAAUUGGCAGGACUGGGAGCAACAGUGCACACAUGCUCUUUGAAUGAAUCCAAGCUAAUUGAACGCUUGCGUCAUUGGGAAAGCAAGGGUUUCCGAGUCACUGGUUCUUGCUGUGACUUAACAUCUCGAACCCAAAGAGAAGAGCUAAUGGCCACUGUCUCCUCUCAGUUCAAUGGAAAACUCAACAUUCUUAUAAACAAUGUGGGUACGGGAUUAGGAAAGCCGACUACAGAGUUCACAGCCGAUGAUUUCUCUUUUCUAAUGAGCACCAAUGUCGAAUCUGGUUUUCACUUGUCCCAACUUGCCCAUCCUCUUUUGAAAAAUUCAGGAGCAGGAAGCAUUGUUUUCACCGCCUCUGUUGCUGGUGUCGUGUCACUGAGUGUUGGGUCGAUAUAUGCAUUGACCAAAGGAGCCUUAAUCCAACUUACAAAGAAUUUCGCAUGCGAGUGGGCAAAAGACAAUAUAAGGGUUAAUGCUGUUGCGCCCUGGUUCAUCAAGACGGAGCUUACCAAACUUGACUUUGAAGACAAAAAGUUUUUGGAGGCUGUUAACUCUCGAACUCCUAUGGGGCGCACUGGAGAGCCAAAGGAGGUGUCUUCUCUAGUGGCGUUCCUAUGCAUGCCUGCAGCGUCAUACAUAACUGGACAAACUGUUUGCGUCGAUGGUGGUAUGACAGUGAAUGGCUUCUCAUUUCCGUGAAAGAUCAUUUCACUGGUAUCAAAAAACCUUCAAACCUAUUUCCUUCUCAAGACUUCAUGUUUAAUUCUAGUGACAACUGAACUGGAUAUGCAUUGUGGUAUUUUGCACCUCGUUUAUUAAUGUUGUAACACAACAAAAUUAGGAUAAACUUAUGUACCUUGCAAGCGUUGUUGAAAUCACUUGUCAAUGGUGAUUUCUUCUCUUUCUGAAGACAACUAAGAAUUCCGAACCAGAUAUCCAUGGUGGUAUGUGAUGCUUAAAGCUUCCUUUCCACGCUUUA